Rubroshorea leprosula is the source of this 1461-nucleotide messenger RNA. The record is from the annotation of a GenBank genome assembly. NCBI's taxonomy places the organism in Eukaryota, Viridiplantae, Streptophyta, Magnoliopsida, Malvales, Dipterocarpaceae.
UGAAAGGCAAAACAAAUUUCGAAACCGCAAAUUAAUUUUUCCGGUGCCAGUGUGGCGGCGCCGCCAGUUCAAGUUCUUCCUGUUAACGGCGUUAGUGUCUUUUGAGUUUGUCUGUCUUCAGGGUUGCGUUUGAAUUCGAAGGCAUAUAUGGAAGAACAGAGCAUUACACCCUCUACGGUCCAACUUUUCGGGGCCGUUAACAGAUCUAUGGCUUUAAAAGGAACCGGGUCACCGGUGAAUCCAGAGGCUCAGGUGGAGGUCGGUGAUAUGGGAACUCUACGGUCUGGGGAAGGGUCGGACGCAACUGGGAAACAAAUCGUUCAGCCGAAGAAGCGGGGGAGGCCUAGGAAGUAUGAUGUUGGUGCGGUCACGAGCUCGUUGCCCGCCUUAGCCCCGCCGGAAGGUGAUUCUGCGAAACGGGGUCGGGGGCGACCCAAGGGGUCCGGAAAACUGCAGCUUUUGGCUGCUCUUGGUGGAUGUAUUGUGGAGACAGCAGGAGGAAACUUCACCCCUCAUGUAAUCAAUGUUCUUGCAGGAGAGGAUGUUCUCAGCAGAAUAACAUCAUUUGCUCGAAAAGGUCCUCAAGCAAUCUGCAUUCUUUCUGCUACUGGAUUAGUCUCCAGUAUUGUUAUACGCCAGCCUGGUUCUUCUGCUGGAAUGCUGAGACAUGAGGGACGUUUUGAAAUUAUAUCUCUAAAGGGGUCUUUUGUCUUUAGAGAAAUAGGGGGUUCUCACAACAAAAGUAGCAUGUUGAGUGUUUCACUUGCUAAACCGGAUGGAAGAGUUUUUGGUGGUAGUGUUGCAGGUUCUAUGGUUGCAGCUGGCCCUAUCCAACUUGUUGUUGCCAGUUUUAAACAAAGCAUCGGUAGGGAACUGAAGAGGAAAUACUCGGCAGAAUCUUCCACAGCUGCCAGCAAUUUUGCCAAUCCAGCAGUGUCAAAAGGUCCAAUUUCUAUUCAUAGAAAAUUGACAGAUGAUGAAGGGCUCUGCACCACGGCAACCCCAGCACCAGUCCACAUGGAAGCAGAUAAGGUCAUUGCUGAAAACCACAACUUCAUCAACACCAGUCCUCUCCCAAACACUCAGCUCUUGCAAGCUCCACUAUCCUUGGAAGAUGAGAUCAAAUCUCCACUCACCAAUACUAGUAGACCAGAUAUGCGAAAUGUUAACUUGAAUUAGGUUUUCUGUUGGUGGCAUACAAUGGCUGGCUGGCUGCAGUAACCGUAGGCAGCAGCGAGAUUGUAUGAUGAGUGGCAUGAUGAAAGAGGCUGCACCAGUAUUUUCCCUGUGAUUACAGUUUCGUUGUUGUAGCACAUUAUACAUGGGCUGACAUCAGAGCAAUGAGCAGCUAGCUGCUUCAGUUCAGUAUUUAUUUAGAUUAGAUUAGCCCUUAGGAUUUCAGAUUUGAAGUUACAUUUCAUAAAACCUUUGUCUUCUGUGACCUUGACAUCCAAACUUUAG